Oikopleura dioica is the source of this 1191-nucleotide messenger RNA. Lineage: Eukaryota; Metazoa; Chordata; Appendicularia; Copelata; Oikopleuridae. The record is from the annotation of a GenBank genome assembly.
AUGAGUUCGGACUCGAAAUGGAAAUUCUGGGGCCCAACUCCCAAACCGUUCCAGAAGGGCACGGCGCUUUUCUACCUCGGCAGCGAUGUUGGCAACUAUUUGCGCAUGUUCAGAAAUAAGCUUUACGACAAGUUUCCAAAGUUGACGGUCGGAAAGCUCGACGAAAACGACGUCGCUGGUCUUUUUAGCCAAACGAACGAGAAGCAUCACAAGCAUGUGAGGAUAGGUGCUAAGAUUCUCCUACAGCAAGAAAUCGACGAGCUCUUUGCCACGGGAGGAGAAAGGUUUUGCUGCUCGACGCAGAGCAUCGCCGUGCCAAAACCAUUCAUCAAACCAAAAGUCGACAAAAAAAAAAAUAAACGCGUUGAAAAAAGUAACCUUUUCUCCCCUCUCUUCCUCCCUAACCCAUCCCUAGAAGCAGCAACGACAACAGCAGCAGUGGAAACGCAACAAAAUCAAACUCAACAACACAUGGACGCUGUUCCAGUUUCGACCCCUGUCGGUGUCUGUCUCAAGAAUCGCAAGAAAACGAGAACGUUUCCGAUGCUCCUCGACCAUAGCGAGGAGAAAUUAGCGAAGAAUGCGAACACCGACGAUUCUUUAGUUCCGAUUAGACUUGAUAUGGAAAUUGAAGGCCAUAAACUGCGAGAUUCAUUCACCUGGAAUAAGAAUGAGUCGUGUCUGACGCCGACCGAGUUUGCCAAGAUUCUGUGUGACGAUUUGGAGCUUCCUGGUCAUCAUUUUAUAGCGCCGAUUGCGCAGUCUAUCGAAAGUCAAUUAGAGGAUCAUCCCAAAACACAGGUUAUUGAAGGAUCAGCAGAUCAAAGAGUUACUCUCAAGCUAAAUAUUCACGUCGGCAAUAUCUCCCUCAACGACCAGAUCGAGUGGGACUUGUCAGAACCAGAGAAUAGUCCGGAGAAAUUCGCCGAAACCCUUUGUAAAGAUUUAGGGCUAGGUGGAGAAUUUAUUACUGCGAUCGCGUACACAAUCCGCGGGCAACUAAGUUGGCAUUACAAAACCCUGUAUUUCAUGGAAACGCCUCCUGCUACAAUCAAACAGCCGCUAAGAGCACCGGACGGCGUCGAAUCGUGGUGUCCAUCGAUCGAGACGCUGACGAACGAAGAAAUGGAGAAAAAGAUCAAGGAUCAAGACCGUAUCACGCGCCGCCGCCGUCGCCAGAUUCAAUACUAA